Messenger RNA from Alternaria atra, 1308 nucleotides. RefSeq lists its product as uncharacterized. The transcript is spliced from 4 exons. The record is from RefSeq and is a predicted model, not a curated record. Lineage: Eukaryota; Fungi; Ascomycota; Dothideomycetes; Pleosporales; Pleosporaceae. Bases 1 to 1308 code for a protein of 435 amino acids.
AUGAGCGGCGAAUAUCAUGACGACCCUUCCUUUCAACCAUGGGGCCCGUUUAUCUCGGAUACCUACGUGAACGAGCCCAUCACAAAAGCAGAUAUCAUCAUUGCCUCCGUCGUGUGGGCGUUGACACUAGUCAAUGUCGUCGUAGCCAUAUGGCUUGGACAGAAGCAAACGAGGGGAUCUCGGUCACCAUUGAGGAGUGUGUAUAUUUGGAUGAUAUGGCUGGAACUUAUUGUUUCAUUCGUGAUGGGACUUGAGAGCUACUUGCAUUUGUUGAAGUAUAUCAAACCGAGUUUUGCGUUCUACUUCACAAUCUUGUUUUGGUGGUGUAUUCAGGUUCAGCUUUUACUGCAGAUCAUCAUCAACCGUAUUCGUGUUAUUGUACCUGAUCGACGGCGAUCGAAGUGGAUCAUGAUUGGCACUGCGGUCUUCGUUACUGCUAUCAACAUCAGCGUAUUCAACGUCUGGAUACCAGCACGAUUGCAGGUCAGCACCAAGUACCACCUCAUCAACGAGUACUGGGAUCGAAUUGAAAAGGGUCUCUACCUCAUCGCCGACGCGGCGCUGAACUGGUAUUUCCUGAAAACUGUCAAGCAGAACCUUAUCAACAACGGCCUCACCAAAUACAACAAGCUCGUUCGCUUCAACCAGCAAAUCGUCCUGGUAUCACUCCUUAUGGAUGUCAUGAUCAUCGCCGCUAUGUCGAUCCCAAACUCUUUUGUAUAUAUCCAGUUUCACCCACUUGCCUACCUAGUCAAACUCAACAUCGAAAUGACAAUGGCCAACCUCAUCAAACGCAUCGCAGUCUCCACGUCACGCAAGACAGGCAUGGCAUCCAUUGCGCAAGAGUUCAGAUCAUCGUCCAAUCAAUCCACCUCCGGCCAGCGCACUGGCGGCACAGCCGGGCAUCGCAAAUCACGUGGCUCAGUCCACGAGCUCGCCAGCUUCGCCUCGUACACCGUCGAUACGAAAGCGACAGGCGAUCAAGACCAGCACCGCGUCGUUAGCUUCGCGCCCAUAGGGAACCAAAUCAAGGAGACCAGAGAGGUCAUCGUGCAUACAGAGCCAAACCCAUAUUACGAGCGCAGAGGCUCGGAAGUGGAGAUCUCGGGGGGUCACGGAAGGAGACAGUCUCAUGGUGUGGUGGUAGAGGAGAGGGGACUGGGUAGACAAAAAAGUCUGGAGAGUAUAACGGAGGGUAAUGAGAGUAUGAAGAGUGGUUUGACGCCGAAGCGGCUAGGGGAAGAUAGUGAUGACGAGGCGGCGCUCGUGCAGCAAAAGGGUUGGGGAUGGCCGAGACGGCCGAGUUGA